Caenorhabditis bovis is the source of this 1806-nucleotide messenger RNA. The record is from the annotation of a GenBank genome assembly. NCBI's taxonomy places the organism in Eukaryota, Metazoa, Nematoda, Chromadorea, Rhabditida, Rhabditidae.
AUGGUCGAGCCGUCUUGUUCCGCGUUCCCGCUUCCGGUGGCACACUACGCGGCAUUCAAUACUCCGAGUAGCAGCUCCAGUACUACUAGUAAUCAUUCAAUUAACAAUAAUAAUCCAACGGCUAGUAAUAAUAAUAAUGGCGGAACACAACAAAGAUCGACGCGCGGAGCAUCGAAGCAGCGACGCGAUCAGAUAAAUGUCGAAAUCCAGAAGCUUCGCGAUCUUCUCCCGCUGUCGGACCUCAUCAAGGAUCGCCUGUUCCAAUUGCAAGUGAUGUCAUUGGGAUGCAUAUUCAUUAGGAAGCAUAGAUAUCAACAAACUGUUUUGCAACCGCUCAUGAGCACUCCGGCAAUGCCACGUGGCAUCGACAUUUGCAAAGCGCUUCGUGGCUUCAUGCUCAUGAUGACGAGAAGCGGAAAAUUGUUGCAUGUCUCGGACAACGCGUGCGAGUACUUGGGACAUUCUGUGGAGGAAAUCAUGUGCCAGGGAGAUUCCAUUUACGAUCUUGUGGAUCUUCGCGAUCAUGGGGCUGUGCAAACCGAACUCGCCACAGGCCCUCCCGCUGCCGUGUGUUUCCCUGAAGAGCGCGCAUUCAUUUGCCGGUUGAAUUUGGCGCGAACUGCGAAACGACAGCUACAGUACCACAAGUUCAUUUUGCUGAAAGGACGCUACAUUCAACCGGCCGAGUAUUAUCAAGCGAUGAGCGCCCAACUUCCUCAAUCGGAGAGUGAUCAGCCAGUGUUUGCUGCGUUCUGUCAGCCGCUCAUUAACCCAGAAAAUGCUGAAUCCAUGGCUGUUGGAAAUACGAAUGUGUUCAGCACUCAACAUUUUCUUGAUAUGAAGUUCAAGGAUGCAGAUCAAACCGGAUGCCAUCACUUGGGUCACAAGAAAGAGGAGAUUCGCGGAAUGUCCUGGUAUGGAAUGCUGCAUCCCAACAACGUUUUGGAAGUCUCCUACAAGCAUCGAUUAUUAUGCCAAGAGAAGGAAGGAUCGGUUCUAUCGUUGGUUCGCGUCCAAUCAGCCAGCGGUCAAUGGAUUUGGCUGCAUUCGGUAUUCUCGAUUCGAACAAACAAUGAGACAAACUCCGACGGAAAACGACUAAAGCACGUCAUUCAUUGUUUCCAUCAAGUUUUGUCCGAAUUGGAAGCGGCAACCCUUCAAGCGAAUUCGUGGAUCUAUUCAAUGCGUCACACCUAUCCGACCGUCGUCACCUCUCCAGAAUCCCCGCAGCAGGCCGAAAAACCGCCGCCGAGUCCGCCGACUCCUCCGUACAAUGCUCGAGAGAAUGAUUUUGUUCCGGUUCCAGAUUAUGACUUUAACCAAAUCAAAGUCGAGAUACCGAUUCGGCCGAUGGUUCCGCAUCUAUCAAUGUUCACACCGGAGUCGUCGUCGCCUGAGAGCUCAGCAUCGCUUCAUUCCAGCUUAUUGCAACAACCGUUCCCGCAGCAGAAUGUCGCCGAGAUUCUCGAUGAGAUCCUUCCAGCGACCAGAUCACAAGAUGUCCUUCCCGAACUCAAAGAUGAUGUCGAUGAGAUAUUGAGACAAGUUGAACAGAACGAGGAUGUGAUUCCUGCCCGAACGCUUGCUCAUCGUCAUUCAAUGUUCGACCCCCAUACCGCCGAACUCUACAAAUAUCUCGGACCGGCGUUAUUCGAAGCCUCAAAUGAUCACGAGAAAAUGAUGCGUCAACCGAUAAUCCCGCCACCGACCAAUAUGUUUCCGCCGAAUUUCCAGCCGACCUCAUUCCAUUACCCGUUCAAUAUGCAUCCCAAUUAUUACCAGCGUAAACGCAGCUGGGCUGUUUAG